Molecule: messenger RNA, 514 nt
Organism: Botrytis porri
Lineage: Eukaryota; Fungi; Ascomycota; Leotiomycetes; Helotiales; Sclerotiniaceae
Exons: 2
Coding region: 133-294 (53 amino acids)
Source: RefSeq, a predicted model, not a curated record
AUCGUCAAUACCACUUUACUUCAAAUCUACUUCUCCACAUGUAGACAUCAAAAUGCACCCCACCAGUCUUCCCUUUACCCUUGUAGCCCCUGCAAUAAUGGCUCGAGAAAGGCUCUCACAAAGCCAGUAUAGAUGGCCCAGGCUCGUGCAGUAAUAGGAGUAGAGCAACAAGCUGCUCAUUUGGGUACUACCGUUGUGGCUGGCGAUUUCACCGAUGGUGCAGAUGACGAUGAUGCUAUUGCUUAUGCCUGGUUCAACGAAGACGGCACCGAGAAAGAGGUCGAAGCGAAAUGAAGCGUUUGAAGGAUAUAUGGAGUUGUAACCAAUUCUACAUAUUUGUACCGAUUCGUGCAAGUGGCUCAGGUGGCUCAGGUGGCUAGGUAAGCAUGCAUACCUUCCCCGCAGACUGCGGUCUGUGUUGACCUGAAAUGACCUGAAAUUCCAUGGUAAAAAGACAUGCGCAAAAUCUCUAAAGCGCUAUGAAUUUGCAAGUUGUAAACGGAAAAGACUUGGC